AAAUGCAGGAAUGAAAACCACACAUCCAUUUUAAUAUUCUCAGAUGUGAUUAGAUGUACUUUGUCAUGUUUCUAUGCUACUGACUUGUUAAAAAAAACUUAAGAAAAGGUAACCAACAGCUAGGACCUGCAAACUCAGUGCUGCUGGAAGAACUGGAACAUUACAAGGAGAGAGUUUAUUACAGCGUAGUCACACCUCAGCUGAGCGUCAGCCUAGAUUCACUUACUUUCUUCAUCAGAAGCUGUUACCUGAACCUUUACUUCCUACAAUGGCAGACAAUCUUCCCACAGAGUUUGAUGUGGUUAUAAUAGGGACAGGUUUGCCUGAAUCUAUCCUUGCAGCUGCAUGUUCAAGAAGUGGACAGAGGGUUCUGCAUGUUGAUUCAAGAAGUUACUAUGGAGGGAAUUGGGCUAGUUUCAGCUUUUCAGGAUUGCUUUCCUGGUUGAAGGAAUAUCAGCAAAAUAGUGACACCAAAGAAGAAACUGCUGCUGCCUGGGAAGACUUGGUCCACGAAACAGAAGAAGCCAUUGCUCUCUGCAAGAAAGAUGAGACCAUUCAGCACACGGAAGUUUUCUGUUACACCAGCCAGAAUGCAGAGGACAGUGUCUAUGAGAUCGGUGCUUUGCAGAAAAAUGCUUCCUCAGUGGCAUCUAGUACCCUCACUAAACCUCUGCAUUCUGCAGAGUUGCCUGAAGAAAGGCACUCACACAUUACUAGCAAUGAAAUGCCUGCUAAGUAUACCCCAAAAAGUGAUAGCAAGAUUUCACUAGAAGAAACUGAUGUAGAGGAAUCACUAGAGAAAGAAAAGUACUGUGGAGAUAAAACUUGUGUACAUCCAGUUUCAGAUGGAGAUAAGGUUGAAAACAAGCCUACCGUAGAAGACAAUAUGAAUCAACCAAAGAGAAGUGUGAUUACUUACCCUCAAAUGGUUAAAGAAAGCAGAGGAUUUAAUAUUGAUUUGGUAUCAAAGCUGCUGUAUUCUCAAGGAUCACUGAUUGAUCUUUUAAUCAAAUCAAACGUUAGUCGUUAUGCUGAAUUUAAAAAUGUCACUAGGAUUCUUGCAUUUCGGGAAGGAAAGGUAGAACAGGUGCCUUGCUCCAGAGCAGAUGUCUUUAAUAGCAAAGAACUCACUAUGGUUGAGAAGAGGAUGCUAAUGAAAUUUCUUACAUUCUGUGUAGACUAUGAACAGCAUCCUGAUGAAUACCAAGAUUUCCAGCAAUGUUUGUUUUCUGAGUACUUAAAAACUAAAAAAUUAACCCCCAACCUCCAACAUUUUAUACUACAUUCAAUUGCAAUGACAUCAGAUUCGUCUUGCACGACAUUAGAUGGCCUUAAAGCAACAAAAAACUUCCUGCAGUGUCUUGGACGGUUUGGCAACACUCCCUUUUUAUUUCCUUUGUAUGGCCAAGGAGAAAUUCCUCAGUGUUUUUGCAGGAUGUGUGCUGUUUUUGGUGGAAUCUAUUGUCUUCGCCAUAAAAUCCAAUGCCUUGUAGUUGACAAAGAAUCUGGAAGAUGUAAAGCAGUUAUAGAUCACUUUGGUCAAAGAAUAAAUGCUAACUAUUUUAUUGUGGAAGAUAGCUACCUUUCUAAGGAAACGUGCUCAACUGUGCAAUAUAAACAAAUCUCAAGGGCUGUGCUUAUUACAGAUCAGUCUAUACUAAAGGCAGAUUCUGAUCAGCAGAUUUCCAUUUUGAUCGUGCCUCCGGUGGAACCAGGUGCUUGUUCUGUUCGGGUCACAGAAUUAUGUUCAUCAACCAUGACAUGCAUGAAAGGCACCUAUCUAGUGCAUCUGUCCUGUGAAUCUUCAAAAACAGCAAGAGAAGACUUAGAGUCAGUGGUGAAGAAAUUAUUCACCCCUCUUGCUGAGACAGAAGUAGAUAAGGAGGAACUUAGAAAGCCAAGACUCUUGUGGGCUCUUUAUUUUAAUAUGAGAGAUUCCUCAGGAGUCAGCAGAAGCUCAUAUUGUGGAUUACCUUGCAAUGUUUAUGUCUGCUCUGGGCCUGACUCUGGCCUGGGAAGUGAGCACGCUGUCAAGCUAGCAGAAACAGUGUUCCGGGAGAUCUUUCCAAGUGAAGAAUUCUGCCCUCCUCCUCCAAAUCCAGAAGACAUUAUCUUUGAUGGUGAUGAUAAGCAACCAGAUGCACCUGGAACCAGUACUGUAACAAUGGCCAAGGUAGAAUCUCCCGAGGAAAGCAAAAACAUAGAAAGCCCCCUUCAAAACUAGAAAACAGCGAACUGGAAAUGCACUUCAUCUUGGCGUCAGAAUAUUCUCACUUGAAAGACAAUUUUCCAUAUGACUAAUUAGGACUGGUUAUAUGAUGAGUGCUAUGCAGAUGUUGUCUUUAAGUCUUUUUGAGACAUUGGCUAUUGAAAGUCUUUGUUAAUCAGUAACUGAUUUAUUUGGUUAUUGGACUUUGUGUUUCAGAAUCAGCUCCAUGAUCCAGAAACUUAAAAAACAGGGUUAGCUUUAUCUUAAUACUGGAUAUCUACUUAAGAGUUCCAUCUUAGCAAUGUUGCUUAAAGGAAGGUAAAACUGUUACCAGCUACUGAUCUUCAAAUUUUAUCAUUGUCUACAGAGUAAUUAAUAAUAUAAGAAAUGCUUAGUUACUGUUGCAGCUGUUACACUUGCUACCACCUCUUCAUAGAAAAAUACAAAUGAUACAUUAUGUGAGUCUUUUGUAUGUAAUAUAAAUAGUGUAGGCUUGGUAGUGAGAACAGCAACUAAUAAAAGUGCCAGUAGGAUAAAAAUACACUUGUCUGUAAUUGUUAAAGAUUAGUUUUGCAUGGUCUUUAUUCUUUGUGAAGGCCUCCUGUUUAUAUUUUGCUGUUUAAUUUGCCUACUUAGCCCUUGUAUCCAAGAGAAACAAUGAUACCACCAUAACCUUCUGCUUUACAAAAAGAAACUGAGAUUAGUUGAUAGUUGAAGAGUGCAUGUGGAGGAGAUGUAUUCUAAAGAAAAUCUAGUGGAGAAGAUUGUUGAAAAAAACUGUAGAACUGAAUGAAUGAAAAGAACUUCCAACAAGUAAGUCCAGCUAAAAGAAAAAAAAUAGAUCACCCUAGGAAAAAAUAUUUCAGGUGGUUGUUCUAAAAUUCCUAAAGAGAAAUAGAAUGGAGCAUUUUUAACUUGGGGUUACAGAUGGUUUUUAAACCCUUUGUAAGUAGAUUUUCUCAGCCAAGUUUCUUCAGAAUGGAAUGUACCAUCUGUUGGCUAUACCACUUUAAAUAGCAACUCUAACUUACAGAAUGAAUCAAAGUAGGAUUUAUUGUGCCCCUAAGGUUGUGUCUCAACAGACAAAUAGGUAACAACAUUCAUUCAUAAUUACUUACACCUCUUGACAGUUAUCUAUAGAGAAUAGAAAUAUUUUUUCCCUCUACAACCACGAGGAAUCAUAAACCUGCUUGUACUCCAGUGUUGACAAGUUGCAGGACUGUCAGAAGAGGUGAACUUCUUUCUCAUUCAGUCCCAUUUCCAUAUAUCGGGAAGAAAAUAAUGAUCCUGUAGGAAGAGGUCCUUUCAUAGUUUUUGCUCUGAAAUGAAGCAUUUACUGUGCACUAGGUACUUAAUCUUGUGUUUUCCAUAACGUUCUCAACAGCAUUGUGAGGCAGAUACAGCAUGCUUUCAAACUAAUUUGGUCUGGAAAAGCCAACAUUGCAACCUAAUGUAGUCUUUCAUGAUCCCUAAUUCUGUCUUUUCACUAAUGUUCACUGGUAGAAAAGUAGUUACUGUAAGAGAAGUAAAAGUGCCUGGGAAAAUCAGAAUCUCGUUGUUGGGGAAAAAGAGUACACAGAUGCGGAUUCUACAGCAUAUUACAGAAUCAAAGAAAAAAACAUAUAUUUAGAGGUGUGAAUCUUAAGCAGAAUUUGGCUGAGUUUUAACAAAAUAAUGCUCUUUGGUAUUAUGUCACAACUGGAGAUUGUUACCAAAAAUGUAAAUAUGCAAAGAUAACGUUCUUUUCUUGCUGUGCUGUAUAUGAGGAAAAUGAGACAAGACUGAUUCAAGUAAUAGCUUAUUGAAAGUAGAAAGUCAUGGUUUGGUAUUAAUAUUGAUGUUUUAAAUGUAGUAAAGUGGUAUUGUUUGGUCAAUCUUAAACUUACCAAAACAUCUAAAAUGUCUGAUAACCUACAAAAUUAGUAAUUAAAUUUUUGAAAGUCUCAGGGUAAAAAUAGAGGCAAAAGAAAUUCAGGCCUACUGAGAAGUUUCUUAGAAACACAGAUUACUCAUAAGAAAUUGAGAAAGGGAACAGUGAGAAGUUGUAAAAGAUGGUGUAAUGGAAAUAUUAAGUGUUAGGUUAGGCCAAAAUAAAGAUUGUUUUAAAAACGAAGAAAAUGAAUAUAUUAUUUCCUUAAACCAGUGCAAGAUAACAAGUUGGAAAUGAGACAAGUUGUAACCAGUAAACAUUUAAGAAUUUAUGGGAUAUUAUAAUACAGAGCAGUUUUCUGACAAGUUGGAAUUUAACUCCAAUGGGCUUAUUGGUUAGCUUUUUGAAAUGUUUAAGAAUAAAUAUCUAGAUAUCAUGAAAGAUGAUAUGCUAAUUAUAUUUGGGGGCAAAUAUAACUUCAGUACAAAAACCCAAACAUAAAAUAGUUUUUAUUCUCAACAAAAUACAAAGUGAAAUUUUGGCAAACAAUACAGCAACAAAUAAGUUACUUCCUAUGGCUCAGAAUUUUAAGUGUUCAGUUGAAUAAUCAUUACAUCAACAUCAAUAGAACAAAAUGGUAAAAAUUCAAAGUAUUAACUACAUUAACUUUUUAAAAAUUUACCAUUCCUCUUGUUUAAUUGGUGCGAAUGAUUUCAUAGGCUUCCCAUAAUGUGACAGGUAAUUAUUUAAAAUUAAGAACUGAGAGUCAUAUUGGGAAAUAUUUAUGGUAGAAGAAACAUUGGAGUAAAAAAAUUUUACAAAAUGAGACAAGGAAAGAAAGCAGCAUAAAUAUUUCUUAUUUACAUGGCUAGCCAAACAUAUGUAACUAUAUUAACAGUAAAAGACUUAAAUCAGGAAUUUGCAGGAUAUAUAAGAUAAAAGUCCUGUUUCUAGAGCCCAGUGGUAAGUGCAGUUUAAAAAAUAUUUGAGUAUUCAUAAGCCAUUAAAGGAAAGUUACACGACUAUAUUGGGAUAAUUUAAGAAAGAUACUUAAAUAGAAGCAGGCUGAAAGAGCUAAACUCAAAAUAUGAGAAUACUCCCAUGAGAGACAUCCUAGUACAAUGGAAAAAUAGUAAAUGGAGAGUCCUUGCAUCACUUCUUAGCUGUUUCUUAAUCUUGGGAAGAUUACCUUAGUUCACAUUUCUCCAUCUGUAACAUAGAAAUUAUAUUUAACAGAAUUAUUGUGGGGAUUAGUUAAUAUGUACAAAACUACAUCCAGGUGAAUGCUAAUACGUGACAUAGUUUUAUUAUAAUAUUUAACAUUCCAACAGAAUGUUUUAUACAGUUUUAUACAAUGUUGGAGAUGUAAGUUUUUUUUUAAAUUUAGGGUUUUUUUCCCGGUACCGGGGAUUAAACUCACAACCUUAUGUUUGCUGGGCAGGUGCUGUGCCACUGAGCUAAAUCCCCAGCCCCCUAAAUUUAGGUUUAAAGAUGGGAGUUUUACCUUUUAAAUCUUUAUUCUCUGAAGCAAUCUUUAUGUUCUGUGGUGCUGAAUAGAAUGUUUAAGAUUGUAAAGCAUUUGGAAAGAAGUGUUUAAUAAAAGUUAAUAGAAGGACCAGCUGGAUCAACCUGAAGAUACUAGGUUCACUUUUCAUAUGAUAAUGCAUUUUAUUUCAGAUGAGUGAAAAUGUUACGUAUAAAAGAAAAAUAAAAAGAAUAUUUUCAUCCCAAUAAUAGUGCAGAGAUUUCAUGGCAAUGAAAAGCAUUGACAAGGUAGAUCAGUUUAAAAGAAUAAAAAAUGUAUACUAAAGGAAAAGUAAAUGAGCUAUUUGGAUUCACAAGUGUUUAAUUUUUUUAAAGUGGAUGGAAAUCUUUAAGGCUUUGUACUCCUUAGUGGACAGAUUUAUAAAGAAUAUAAAUGACAUGAUGCAAGCAGAAGUUCAUAGGAUGAUAUUCAGGUGAAAAUACUAAAAAUAAAAAUAGAAACAACUUUGACCUAGUUUAUGCUAUUAAGCAAAAAUUUUUAAGUGUGCAUGUAUCUUCAUACCAAAAGUAUUAUAUAUUAGUAGUCAUUAAAACAAAACAAAAAAACUAGGAGACUAACAAGCUCUAUGCCUGAUCUUUUGACUUACUAAGUUGCUUUGAGUAGCAUAUACCCAGUAAAAUAUUUAAAGAAGCUACUUGCACAAGUUUUUUUAAAUGCCCAUCGUUUGAGACAUGGAUAAUUCUUAGUGUGAUGCUGUUGCUAUCGUAAACUGUUAUAUAGCCUUUAAAUGUUGUUAUAUGUAGAAUUAUAUGCAAAACUAUUUAGAAUCAAAAUGUUAAUUAGAAUAUAAAUUAUGUUUACUGGUUAUAAUUGUAAAAAUUUAGGUUUUAACAUUAAAAUAUCAGAAGAUGUAAUUAAUUACAGUUUAACAUUAAGGGGUUCUUUUUUUCUGUAAAAUACUGAUGUGUGUAAUAAAAAAAUAAAAGAUUAAUUGGCAAAAUGG
Molecule: messenger RNA, 6568 nt
Organism: Chinchilla lanigera (long-tailed chinchilla)
Lineage: Eukaryota; Metazoa; Chordata; Mammalia; Rodentia; Chinchillidae
Gene: Chml
Product: choroideremia-like (Rab escort protein 2)
Exons: 1
Coding region: 269-2224 (651 amino acids)
Biological process (GO): protein geranylgeranylation; vesicle-mediated transport; intracellular protein transport
Cellular component (GO): Rab-protein geranylgeranyltransferase complex; cytoplasm; nucleus
Molecular function (GO): GDP-dissociation inhibitor activity
Source: RefSeq, a predicted model, not a curated record